Molecule: messenger RNA, 4173 nt
Organism: Ictalurus furcatus (blue catfish)
Lineage: Eukaryota; Metazoa; Chordata; Actinopteri; Siluriformes; Ictaluridae
Product: trace amine-associated receptor 13c-like
Exons: 1
Coding region: 891-1874 (327 amino acids)
Biological process (GO): G protein-coupled receptor signaling pathway
Cellular component (GO): membrane
Molecular function (GO): trace-amine receptor activity
Source: RefSeq, a predicted model, not a curated record
AAUACAGAGAUACGAGUGACGGGCCUCAUUGAUCAAGCUUGAUAUGAACGGAUUUAUGAGUAAAUGAGUACAUUCAAAUACCAUAAAUUCGGACAAUCGUUUCUGUCCUACUUGUGCUCCUGAGUGUGUGUGAUGUUAUGCAUAAGAAGACUAACUAAUGUAAACCUCGACCUGAUCGACUUCAAAUCAUAUACUCUGCAUGGAUUAAUGCACUUUUAUAUCUGGAACAUACUGUGGAAUUUAAACUGCUUAUUUUUAUUACGUUUACAGCUUUUAGCCGACGCCCUUAUCCAGAGCCAUGUAUAGAAGAGCUCUGGAGUCUCGAUCAAAAACACGUCGUCAUGCUAGUUCACUAGGUCACGGACUAAGAGUACCAUCGGGAACAUUUAGUGAAAACCAGUCACUUUAUUUUAUAGGCAUUAAUUAAAGAAAAUAAAAAAAAGAAAGCGAGCUGACACAAACUCUUAAUUUAAGUCUAAUAAAAUGAAUCAUUCAAUUAUGAUAAAAGAAAUGGUGGCAUAUAAAUGGUGGACGGGUCUGUCUGCCUGUCUCUCUGUCUCUCUGCAUAGAGCUGUAAGCCGUAAACAAACGCCUCAAGUGAUGGAGGAUCUAGUGCUCGCUCAUUAUUAUUAUUUUAUUAUAUGUCAUUAUUAAAUAUUUUAUAGAAAAUAACAUCGAUAGCUACUUAUCUCCAGAUAGAGAUUCUGGAGGAAAAACAAUGACGUAAGUUUCCUCACACCUCUAAAUGAAUCCCCAGGUAAUGUCAACAUUACACGCACAGAGCGUAUAAAUGCAAGACAUCAGGUGUAUACAGAUGCUAAUGAAAGUGUCACACUAUUUGGUGGGGAGAUUUUUUUUUUUUGGCUUGUUUACGCCUGUGAUUUAGAUCAAUGAAUCUGACGGAAUUGAAUCAGUCCAGUCGAUGUGAGCAUUUCUCCUGUCCAGAGAGAUCCUUAUCUCCUGCAGUUUAUAUCUUACUGUACAUGUGUUCAGCUGCUGUGGUUCUUCUAACAGUGUGUGGAAAUCUUCUCGUCAUCAUCUCUGUGUGUUACUUCAGGCAGCUUCACACACCAACAAACAUGCUCGUGCUCUCUCUGGCCACGUCGGAUUUUUUGGUCGGACUUUUCGUGAUGCCGUUCCACUUCACGUGGCUGAUCGAGUCAUGUUGGAUGUUUGGACACAUUUUUUGCAUCCUAUUUAAUUUUAUGAGUUUUCAGCUCACGAGUGUGUCUGUAGGAAACGUGGUUCUGAUCGCUCUCGAUCGUUACGUGGCUUUAAGCAAUCCGUUUCUGUACCUGAAGGAUGUCACAUCUGCAAUUGUUCACACUCUGAUCUGUUUGUCGUGGGUGUUUUCAUUUCUGUACAACUUUGUGUUUUUUUACGUGAACAGAAAUUUCACAGAUUUAUCGCUGUGUCCCGGCGAAUGUCUGGUCAAUGCUUUUGAUGAAGUCGGCUCGUUAAUCGAUCUCAUGUUCGUCGUUGUCGUUCCUUGUGCUUUAAUGCUCGUUUUGUACUUCCAGGUCUUUGUAAUUGCGAAGAGGCAUGCAAACGCUAUACGAGAACUUCAUCAAAACAUGAAAAACAUCUCCAAAAAUGUCUCGGAUGCAACGAAAUCUGAACGAAAAGCUGCUAAAGUUCUGGGAAUUCUGGUUUUUGUGUUUCUGGCAUGUUUGGUGCCGUAUUACGUCUUCGCUUUAAUGAGCACAGCACCAUCGCACUUCAUGAUCAAUAAUAUUUUAAUUGUUUUUUAUCUGAAUUCAUCCAUUAAUCCUGUAAUCUAUGCCCUGUUUUAUUCCUGGUUCCAGAAGUGCACAAAAAUGAUUUUAACUUGCAAAAUACUGCACAUGGAUUGUUCUUUUGUAAAUGUGCUCUGAAUAAACAGCUGAAUGAAGAACAAAACCCAGCCUGGUUUACGUAACCUGGUUAUGGCAUCAUUCUACUAAUGCAAAUGGGAAAACAAAUGCUUUAUUUCUUGCCAAUAAUUGUGGUAAUGCUUAAUAUUAAGGUUCCCCUAAACCACUGUUAUUUACUUCAGUAUUAAUAAACUAUAAAUAACGGUAAUAGAUUCUUAAGAAAACGUUCAAAAAAUUGUAGCAAAAAAAGACUGAAUGUUGGUACCUUCUUGAGCUCUCUGCUCCGUGUGUACACAACCUCACUUCUAAAUUAUAAUAAAUUAUAAUUAAGCCCUGAUUGUUAAUUUUACUCAUUAAUGGGAUAAAAAUGGUGUAUUUAAUUGGUUUAUUUAAUUAAUACAAUUGGUAGUUAUUUUGUUAAUGUUACUGAUGGAUCAUUAAUGGUUCAUUAAAGAUGUUAAAUAUAAAAAUGUGUAUAAAUUUGACCAAUUAAGGGAACCUUAAUGUAAAUAAUUACCUUAAUAAUUAUUAUAAUCAAUCAGUCUUUCUGCAUUUUGAAUUUCUACAAAUUGCAUUAAUUAAAGAAAAGCAGUCUAAUCAAUUAUUUUGUAAUGUUAUCAUCGUUCAUUGUUGAUCCAAUGCCUUAAUAAUGGAAACCACUUUUUGUUAUUUAUUGCACGUAUACAUUCCACGUUAGAGUUGGCCAAGGUUUGGAAAUGCUAGAAUUUGGGUUCAUGAUUAAGUUUUAUAAUGUUCGAUACUUUUAUACCUAUUUUGUUCAUUCUAGCCAGUUUUUAUUAUUAUAGCACUUUUAACAACACACUGUCACAAAGCCACUUUACAUGGAUCCAGAUAUAGAUUUUGUUAACAAUAAAUAACCUAGUGAACAUUCCAGAGGUGCCAGUGGUGAGGAAAAAGUCCCUGAGACAACAUGAGGAAGACACUGUGAGAGGAAGCAGACUCUGUGUGACACCGGACUGUGGGAUUCUAAAUCAUUAUGUUUUACAGGUGUAGAAGAGUAAAGACAGUUUGAGCAGGUCGUGUGUGAUUGUGAGUCCUGGGAUGAGCACAAAACAGCCUUUAUCAUUACAGCAGCAGCUCGAGUACAAAUGUACAGUAUUCAGCCGACAGUAGGGUGAGACUGUUUAUGGGAUGAAAACGUAUGGCUGAUGAUACAAUCACAAAAUUGAUCAAUCAAUUGACCUUUGACCCAAGGUGCUGUGGUAUGAGCAGCCUUGUGUUUGAACAAUCAUAGAAUUAAACUAUAGAGAGAACGAACUGGAAUCCUCUGCACUGAAGUCCCUGAUAGCUCUGGAGAUCGCAAUGACUGACACUCAUAAACUCAUAAACUGAUAAAAGGAGCUCUUUAGUAGCUUUCAAAUGAUACCAUUUCUGCUGCCUCUGCGAUCUAUGGUGUCAGAGAAAGAGGCCACAGAAUUGGGCAUUUUAGCCAACUUUGGAGCUCUAUUUUUGGAUAAAAUGACACCUCAGGUGCUGCCACGGAGCUUAAUUAUGUUUAAAUGAUUCAUUCUCAAAGUCCCCAGGUAAUACACGUUGUAUAAUCAAUCAAUGAAUCUUUUUGGACAAAAAGUCUGGAACACGGGAGCCUGGCCACCAUGGCCGACCUUGGUGUGCUCACAUGGGCUUGCCCUCUUGGUCGUCAACUGGUGAACCGCAGACCAGAUACAUACUCAGCAAAGUAUUCAGCAGACCAGUACUUGAAAAAAUACUGCAGCAGACCCGAUAAACAUGUGGCCAUAUUUCAGUGACUGGAUUUCUUAUAUUUUAAGUCACAUUUAUGCAAUUUAUUUAACUGAAGACAUCUUAUCUAACCAGAGGCUGGCUACUCGGCUAGAGACAGCAGAUCAGGUAGGGAAGGGUAUCCACAGAUCUACCUUGGUGUUUCGCCUAAUUCAUCUUCUCUGGUCUGAUUAGUGAGUUGAUGAACAGAUGAAUGGACAGAAAAGUAUUCAGAGAUAUUCAAUUUGAUCCCCUAGCAUCAAAUUGUAAAUGGUCUAAAACAUGCCUAGUUGGCCUUUACAACUUUUAGUUUUAUAACAUAAUCAUGUACUCCAAAAAAAUCCUGUUGUUAUAUUUUCUGUUUGAUACGUCAACCAAGUUCUUUAUGAAUAUUCACUUUUUUAGGAUAUUGAGGUGUUUUAAAAUUGUUGUUUGCAUAAACAACAGGUACGCUUCAGGAGCAGGACAUCACAUGCACAAAGCUGUCUAUAGACCUUUGGGGCAUGACCGUUUUCUACGCUAUAAAAGUGCCAGACCUGCCUGAGCCAUAACUCAUUGACAUAUGAAAUUAUUUAUACCG